Messenger RNA from Klebsormidium nitens, 1074 nucleotides. Lineage: Eukaryota; Viridiplantae; Streptophyta; Klebsormidiophyceae; Klebsormidiales; Klebsormidiaceae. The record is from the annotation of a GenBank genome assembly.
AUGUUUGGGGUGUACGAUGGUCACGCUGGCCGCCACGUGUCGCAGUAUCUGAAGGACCACCUGUUUGAGAAGGUCACGAAGGAGCCGGAGUUUGAGGAGGGGGACUACGAGGACGCACUCAGUCGGGCAUAUGCGGAGAUGAACCGGGAGAUCCUGCUUAAGGAGCGGCGCCUCCACCUCCGCCGCGGCGGCGCGGUCGCCGUGACCGCGCUCCUGUUCCGCGGCGCGCGUGCGGUGAUCGCGAACGCGGGCGACGCGCGCGCGGUCCUCUGCAAGGAGGACGUCACGGUCGAGGAGCUGACACAGACGCACCGCGCGAGCGAACCGCGCGAGGCGCGGAGCGUGCGCGCGCGCGGAGGGGAGGUGGUCUGCAAGCCAGAGACCGGGGUGUGCCGGGUCGACGGGCGGCUGAUGCCGUCGAGGGGCUUCGGAGACUUGGACGUGUCAGACCACAUCACCGUGGAGCCGCACGUGUGGUCGGGGGAACUCCCCGAGGGCCAAACCUCGUUCCUCGUGCUCGCGAGCGACGGCCUCUGGGACGCGAUGGGCGAUCUAGAGGUGGCGCAAAUGGUGAUGAGCAGGCAAGUGGCCGUUUUGCACUUGACCUCGCGCCUUGAGGAACAUUCUCACUGGCCUCUGAUGUUGAUGCUCGACUUUGUCAUCAAUGGGUCAGAAAGAGACUGUGUCUGGCAGGAGAUCUGGCAGUGUUUCGUUUCUGAUGACAAGGCGGCUCCCUGGACUCAAAGGGGCGACACGGCGCAGGAGAAGGAGCUGGAGGUGGUCGCCCGCGACCUGGUGUGCGCGAGCGAGCGCGGCGGGAGCAAAGACGACGUGUCGGUGAUCGUGUGCCGGGUGAGGAGAGCCGGGAAGAAGCGGAGGAGGGGGCGGGAAGACGAGAACCGAAAUGGUGGGGAAGAAGCGGAGGAACUAGAAGGGGGAGACGAAGAAGAGGAGGAGGGGGGGGGGGAGGAAGAAGAAGAGGACGAGGAAUUAGAGGGGGAGGAGGAAGAAGAGGAUGAGGGCGAGGAGGACAUAACUGGUAUCGUGCCGCCUGCGCGGCUAGCAGGAGGGUAG